UCAAUAAAGAUAAAAUGUGAUGCGUUACCCUAUUCAACGAUAUUUUGUAAAAAUUUGACAAUUAUAUUAGAGCUAACAAUUUUUUUUUUUUUUUGAAAUAACAUGAAACCAAAUUAUUUUAUAUCAUUGCGAGUCUGUAGUCAAGAAGUUCUCAAAAAUGUUUCAAUGUUACAAAAAAAUAUUUCGGAUCAAAAUUCAGACUAUGACCCUGGUUUUGUUGAUCCUAGAACUGCACAUCUUACACUUGGGGUAAUGGGAUUAAAGACUUGUGACUUUGCAAAUGUUUUUAGUGCAAUGGAAAAUGUAACAACUAAAGUUAAAGAAAUAAUCACUGGUGAUGAAAUCCUUCACUUUGAUGGUUUAGCCAAUUUUGGUGGAGAGGUAUUGUAUCUGAGUGUCAAAAAAGAUGACUCAUACCAACGUCUACUUUCUCUUGUAGAAAUAUUCAAAACAACUUUUGUUCAAUAUAAUGUUCCAUGGAAUGAUGAAGUUUUUACCCCACACGUAACCGUAUGGAAGCUAUCCAAAAACUUUUCCUACUUCAAAAAAAAAAAGAUUAAAAAAAUUCCUAAGGACUUAAUAAGCAUUUCUUUGAAUUCUUAUUUUGGUUUUCAAAAAAUUGACCAAAUAUCACUUUGUUCAAUAAAUCAUUCAAAAGAGCAAGAUGGCUACUAUAAAGUCAUUGCAUUUAUUGAUUUAAAAACAGGAGAUUUUACAAAUAAUAAGCUUGAAAGUUUUCUUAAAGUUGCUGCUCUUGCUCCAGUAAAUAUUGCUGUUAUCAAAUAUUGGGGAAAACGAAGUGAAGAAUUAAACUUGCCUUUAAAUUCUUCUAUCAGUGUUACAUUACAUAGUGAUGAUUUAUGCACUAAAACAGAAAUAACACUUGGCGAUGGUGAAGAUGACAUUAUUUGUUUAAAUGGAAUUGAAGAAUCAGUUUCUAAAAAUCCUCGACUAAAAAGAUGUUUAAAAAUAGUUCGUGAACAUUCUAAAAAAUUUUGUAGCAAAGAGGAAAAAAGCAAAAAGUGCAAGAUAGUCUCAACAAAUAACUUUCCAACUGGUGCUGGACUAGCUUCAUCAGCAUCUGGUUAUGCCUGUUUAGCCAAAUGUUUGGGGACUGUGUAUGAUGCUUACAUUGACCACUCAAUCAUUGCAAGACUUGGUUCAGGAAGUGCUUGCAGAAGUAUGUAUGGAGGCUUCGUUAAAUGGCAAAAGGGUGAGCUAUCUGAUGGUACUGAUAGUAUUGCUGUUCAGGUUGCAAGCGAAAAUCAUUGGCAUGGUUUGAGAGUUUUAAUUUUAGUGGUGAGUAGCCAAGAGAAGUCUAUUAGUAGUACUGAAGGGAUGAGGAGGAGCGUAAAAUCAAGUCCAUUUCUUCAGUAUAGGGUUGAACAAUGUGUUGAUGAGCGGUUGAAACUCAUGGAAGAAGCAAUCCAGAGUCAGAAUUUUGAAUUAUUUGCUGAAAUUACUAUGAAAGAAAGCAAUCAAUUGCAUGCUGUUUGCCAAGAUACUUACCCUCCAAUCAUAUAUAUGAACUCUAUAUCUCAUGAAAUUGUUCAGUUAAUAACAGCUUUCAAUGAUCAAAAGAUUAAGGCAGCAUAUACUUUUGACGCUGGUCCAAAUGCUGUUUUGUUUACAUUGGAAGAGUAUUAUGAUGAACUCUUAGCUACUCUUUUAAAUUAUUUUCCUCCUACCAAUAGUAACUUGGAAAACUAUAUAAACCACACUUCUUCAUACAUCCACAGUUUAACAGGCAAGGAGAAAAUGUUUGAUGGCAUACAACCACACAGUUCUGCAUUGAUAAAAAUCAUUUCUACAAAGCCAGGACCUGGAGCACAUUUGGUUUCAAAUUAAAAAACGAUUGCUUGCUGUCAUCUACGUUUUGUUUAAAUCUAACGUCUUUGGGAUAUCUUUAAAAGUUUUUUCAAAUUCUUUAUAAAAAAAUUUUCGAAAUUUAAAAUAUAUUAAAUGUUUAA
Messenger RNA from Hydra vulgaris (swiftwater hydra), 1970 nucleotides. RefSeq names its product diphosphomevalonate decarboxylase. Gene Ontology annotation, biological process: isopentenyl diphosphate biosynthetic process, mevalonate pathway; isoprenoid biosynthetic process. NCBI's taxonomy places the organism in Eukaryota, Metazoa, Cnidaria, Hydrozoa, Anthoathecata, Hydridae. Gene Ontology annotation, cellular component: cytosol. Gene Ontology annotation, molecular function: diphosphomevalonate decarboxylase activity; ATP binding. The record is from RefSeq and is a predicted model, not a curated record.